Messenger RNA from Anneissia japonica, 4476 nucleotides. RefSeq lists its product as uncharacterized. NCBI's taxonomy places the organism in Eukaryota, Metazoa, Echinodermata, Crinoidea, Comatulida, Comatulidae. The record is from RefSeq and is a predicted model, not a curated record. The transcript has 3 exons. Bases 538 to 3417 code for a protein of 959 amino acids.
GCUAAUCAUGAGUUGGAAUGAAAUCGCCAAUGGCCAUAAAUUUAAAGCUUUGAAUUAUAUGUUCAGAAGUGUACAUGCAAGUCUAUAGCCUGCUGUGAAAGCAGUAGUAGCAUGGAAUCGGACUGAAACCUUAAUAGUAGCCUAGCAAAACAUUAAUAGCUGGUUUUCGUCCUUGGCUUUUUGUGCAAACAAUGUUCACGGUCACAUCACUGUGGUCACAUGCGCUAGGUCCUCUGUAAUUUGAUUUCAAAACAUGUCAGCGUUAUGAAACAGAACUCAUCCGGGAACUCACCACAGCCAGAUUUGGAAAUUGCUUUUUGCAGCAGGUAGGCCUACAAGGAGAUAUGGAUGGAUAUCUAUAGAAUGAUAACUGCUUCUCUUGGACUAAAAUUAUAAUUCGUUGAUGGCCUGUAUAAAGUUUCAGCAGAUGUUAUGGGGGAAAGAUUUUCGUGAAAAAAGCUACUCAACAUAACUCAUAAAAGUAAUGUUGAACGCAGAUUGAUUAGCAUUGGAUAAAAUUUAAUUCAAUCUGAAAACAUGGAUAAAAAAGCUACGAAUCUUCUUAAAGGAUACAUCACGUAUGAUCGCAGUUUCAACAAGCGCGUUCUUGCAGCUGAUACUGAGAUACAUGAAGCUUAUAAAAUAGCUCAAGAAAGGGGAGCACUUCCUUUUAACAGAACCAAGAUACUUAUUCUAGGUGACCACGCUGCUGGAAAGACUUCAACAUGCAGGCGUUUACAAGGAAAGGAUUUUCGAAAUGAUGAGGCUAGCACCGUAGGGAUCGAAACCAAUACUGUCAAAGCCAAAGUUUGUGAUGUUAACAGUAGUUGGUGUAAAAUAUUAAACACACCAUUAGAGGAUUAUGAAAGUUCAGCAGCAUGGUGGGCAGUAUCACACGUGCGCAAACGCGAUAUGAAGAAAGCCACCAAGGAUGGCAGCACGCCAGAAGUAAAUUUAAAGGUCACAUUAGGGCAAAUAGUUGAAGAUAUCUUCUAUCAAAUAAUACACAAUAUUCCCAUCAUAAUUACGUUUCUAAUCGGUGGUUUUACUUUCGGAUUUGGACUGUUCGUAUGGACCUAUAUUGUUUGCUUGAUGUAUAUAUUCGAUGUUCACACGGCGUACCGCUUCGGUUCCGGAUACGCAAUUGGAAUGGUACUCAUAGACAGCGCAAUGGGUAUAGAGGAAACUUACACGGAAUUACAAGACAGUGAAUUGGAUUUAUGGUUCAAUAUGUCUGCUGUCAUGAUGGCUUUCAUGUAUGGAUUAGUUGGCCUAAUUACUGGCGUGCUUAUGGGCUCAGGUGGCAGGACUGGAGUAUGCAUAGCAUUAUGUAUAAUGGUUCAUCCUAAGCAGAAAACCUUUACCAUCGAUAAUGUCACAGAACAGUUAUUAGUCAUCUACGGUAAAGCGUAUUACAACUUGAUAAUUUGCAUCAUUGCACUUGUUUUUAUUUUGAUAUUUAAACUUGUUCACGCUAGGAUGUUAACAAUGAGUCGAAGGAACUUUUCACUUGUAAUAUUUAGUGCUACUAUUUUCAUUACAGCCGCAACCUUUAUCAUAAGGCCUUGUUUUCUAAGCAUAUUUACUACUUCGUAUAUUGCGGUAAUCGUGAGUUGUACAUCAGUCGGGACAAUUUUGGGAAGAAAAUCUGUUGCCUAUGGAUAUAUCCCUCAAAUCUAUAUUUUCAAAAAAACUGUUGGUUUUAUGGCUGGAAUAUUUAUAGCUGUUGUUUGUGGAUGGGAACUGGCAGACGUGAGAACUCUGAGAUUAGAUGAUUCACAAUAUGUUUCUACUCCACGACAUUUGUUUAACUUAUUGCUCUUUUUCACCCCAUUCAUUGCAUUUAUUGCAUAUGAAUUGCACGCAUAUAUGAGAGUGAGAAAUACAACAUCCAUACCUAUACAUCAUGUCAGACAAUCAAUGAAAGCAAGUAUUCGUAACGAAUCUUAUUUAGAUGCUAGGCUCAGUCUAUGGGACUUUGCAGGGCAAGAUAUGUACUACAACACACAUCACCUCUUCUUGUCAAAGCAGGGUGUGUAUCUCGUUCUUUUCAACGCCGUUGAAGCUGUUUUGAAUCCUGAGAAACAAAUUCAACGGCUACAAUUCUGGUUGCAAUCAAUUGCUAUGCAUGCUGAGGUUGAAAAUGUUGUAGUUUUUCUUGUAGGAACAAGACGAGACAGUGUUAACGACACGAAUGCUCUUAUGAGUUUUUUAACACUUGCAAAAGAACAUCUCUACAUACGGUUUUCUACGUUGCUUGCAUUUCAUCCAUCUGGAAGCCUUUUCUUUUUAAUCGAAAACGCUUUACAAGUGGACUACCAACGAAAUAUUUUACGAGCGGCUAUCUAUGACGAAAUACAGAAACUAACGUUUUUUCAGGAAACAUUUUCCGUAAAAUAUCUUUUAUUUAAUGAAUCUUUAAACAAGUUCCGCCUACAAAAAUGCAUUAUUACGAAAUUAGAAGAAAUUUCAGAAGAAGUAAAAUCAAGAUGUAAUAUAACGUCACAGAACGAGUUGCGUCAAUUCUUAAACUUCUUUGAUAGAUCUGGUGACGUUAUAUACAACGAACGUGAUGAGAUACUCAGAAAAUUCGUCAUUUGUGAUCCUCAAAUGCUUGUUGACAUUUUGCAGUAUUUGGUAAAUGUGCCUGCACCUCAUAAGAGAAAUCGGACAGUAGCUGACUACUGGCAGAGAUUGAAAGACACAGGAAUCGUUGAUAGUAGAUUGCUAGAGCAUAUCUGCCGACAAAAAGGAAUCUGGACGCUUUACCCUUAUGUUAUUCGUUUCUUAGUGGGGACACAUCUACUUUUCCCUCUUAAUGUUACUGAUCAAGUCGACCAAGUCGGAACAUUCCUUCUUUCAUGUCAACUGCCGAAGAUCACUUUGAUGUCAUCUAUAUGGAACAGGAAUGAUUGUUCCCAAACUAUCUUUUAUAUUGACUUUGGAGAAAUCAUUCCUGAAUUUAUUUUUUUGCGUCUCAUAGCUAAAUGUUGUGAAAUGUUUACUUGGGAUAAGAUCUACUACAAUGCAGCAAGAUUCAGGAUUAGCAAAUCCUGUCUUUUUGUUAUUAGCACAACAGUCAUUUUUGGAAGCAUUAAUUCAUACGAUCGGAAUCUGAUCAAAAUCGCUGUGCACAAUGAAGACCAUGCAGAGUUUAUUAAUGUUGUACAGAAAAUGAUAAAUUUUACUGAAGAGAUAAUCAAUCGGGAUUUCAAUCCGGACUACUUUCAAAAUCAGUAUAUUUAUGGUCCUGAAUGCGAACAGUGCAGUUUGUUAGAUGGAACAAUGUGUUUGGUAAACCUCAUAACACCAGGGAAUGAUAUGUCUUCUUUGGACGGCUACAAGCCAGACCAUUACCAUAAGCUUACGUUUGAGAGAAAGUUCAGUUUAACGUGCAGUCGACUAAUGAACAAUUAGGUCUGGAUAUCUUGCUAGCUCUCCAUUUAAAGAAAAAACUCAUUGCAGUUGUGUUCAUUGUUAGUACGUACAGCGGGGUUGCCGCCGUUCUGGUUGUCUUUCUCUGAUGCUCUUGUCAUAUUACUAUAAACUCAUAUAACCAUCACUUCCUUGUGGAAAAGGAAGUAUUGUACAUAUAAACACUGUAAAUGUAAAAUUGUAUCUUAUUAAAAUGCUAAACAAAAAAAAAUUCCUUAGAUUUAUCUAAUAAUUAAUAAUUUUUGCUUGAUCUAAUCAUUGAGGUUUAAACAUUUCUUCAUGGUCUAAUUGAGUGUGUUUAUGCCAGAUGCAAUAUUUGGCAUAUCAUCAUAACAGACAGUUUCAUGUACACAACACUACAAUUACCAUCAUACCCCCUUCACUGACUUGCAAUGCCCAUAAUAUCAUGUAUCUUAUAUGGUGUACCGUAUGUGCAGGGGUAUGUACAUUUAGACAAAUGAUGAAUAAUCACAAAAGCUCUAUAAGACACAAAUGUAAUUUGUAAAAUGACCUAGACACACCAAUAAUGAUAUGAGAUGCAUCAUUGUAGAAAGAUGUUUAGAGAUUAAAUAGAUUUUGAAACUUAGGACUUAUAAAAUAUGAGCUAAUAAGGACCUAAGUUUCGCUUCAGGCCCCAAAUUCACCAAAUAUAGUUUAGUUACUCUAUUGAAAGUUUAUAAACUUCUGCUUUUAUUUAUCAGUGAUCGCCACUAUCUUUCAUAGUCAUUUUUUGCUUAAUUAUUCCCGUCCCAUUCGAUAAUCGGUCAUUGUUUCCCUUGUAGGUAUCUUGUACAGGGCAAGAAUGUUCCCUUAUUGCCUACUACCAGACUCUUUACAUUCAAUUUUAGAGUGAAAUAAUUAUGAAUUAUGGUAAUUAUCUCCAUUACUUAGAUGUGAAUGCUCCUCUUCAUUUAGGCUCUAUUCAUUGUGACUUUCAUCGUGUAUAAAUACAAUACCCUUCAUGGCCUCCUUAUCGUUAUCACUGAAUUGUUAAUUGUUUCUAUAUAUUAUACUGUUGUUGUCAUGUGUAAUAAUAAUGAU